Messenger RNA from Prunus armeniaca (apricot), 1065 nucleotides. The record is from the annotation of a GenBank genome assembly. NCBI's taxonomy places the organism in Eukaryota, Viridiplantae, Streptophyta, Magnoliopsida, Rosales, Rosaceae.
AUGGAUAAGUCAUGGAUGCAUGCGGAUAAAAGAUCGAAGGCAUAUGAGUUAGAUGUGGAAGGAUUUUUGAAUUUUGCUGUAGAAAAUCUUAUAAAUACAACUCAUAUUCGUUGUCCAUGUGUUAAAUGUGGGAAUAUUCGAUUGUUUGGAGUUGGAAUUAUAAGGGACCACUUAUACUUUAAUGGAAUUGACCAAAGCUAUAAGAUUUGGACAUGGUACGGAGAACCUUGGGAAUGGACUACUAAUGCUAGUAGAAAUGUGGAAGAGGAUGAGCAAUGUGGGUUCAGUUUUGUUUAUGAAGUAGUAGGGAUGGAUGAUAAUGAUUUAGGAGAUAUUGAAUUUGAUCCUUAUGAGUUUGCCACUGUGAUUGGGGAUGGAUAUCAACCCUUGUACCCUGGUAGCAAAUUAUUGAUACUUCAAGGAGAUUUUCUUCCAGAAGGAAAUACACUACCUUCCUUUAUGUACGAGGCCAAAAAGACAUUGUCUGCUUUAGAGAUGAGUUAUGAGAAAAUGCACGCAUGUCCCAAUGACUGCAUCUUGUAUAGGAAUGAUUAUGAAGAUUCAACUAAUUGUCCUACUUGUGGUGUCUCAAGGUGGAAGGAAGGAAAAGAUUCAAUCUUGAAAGAGGGUGUGCCAGCGAAGAUAGCUAAGAGUUUGACUUGGCAUGCUGCUAGAAAAUCAGUUAACGGUCAAAUGUCUCAUCCAGCGGAUUCCCCGUCUUGGAAACUUGUUGAUGAUAAAUGGCCCGAGUUUGGUAAAGAGCCAAGAAACUUGAGAUUGGCUCUCUCAUCUGAUGGAUUCAAUCCCCACAGUUCUUUAAGUAGCAGAUACAGUUGUUGGCCAGUUAUCUUAGUUACAUAUAAUCUCCCACCAUGGCUAUGCAUGAAACGGAAGUUCAUAACCUUAUUGAUUUCCGGUCCUAAACAGCCUAGAAAUGAUAUAGACGUCUACUUAGAGCCUUUGAUUGAUGAUUUAAAAUCUCUGUGGGAUAGGAUUAGAGGAGUGUAUGAUGCACAUAUUCGGAGAAUACUUUACAUUCAGAGGUGUAUUAUUGUGGACAAUUAA